This is a messenger RNA of Trichomycterus rosablanca, 2073 nucleotides long. RefSeq names its product dihydroorotate dehydrogenase (gene dhodh). The transcript is spliced from 9 exons. Gene Ontology annotation, cellular component: mitochondrial inner membrane; cytoplasm. Bases 5 to 1216 code for a protein of 403 amino acids. Lineage: Eukaryota; Metazoa; Chordata; Actinopteri; Siluriformes; Trichomycteridae. The record is from RefSeq and is a predicted model, not a curated record. Gene Ontology annotation, biological process: pyrimidine ribonucleotide biosynthetic process; 'de novo' pyrimidine nucleobase biosynthetic process. Gene Ontology annotation, molecular function: dihydroorotate dehydrogenase activity.
GAGCAUGGCGGGACCGCUGAAGGAGCGGCUGAAGGAUGCAGUAAAGAUCCUGGGAUGUGGCAGCGCUUUGUUUGUGGGAUACCUCACUGCAAAUGGGGAUGAGCGCUUUUAUGAAACCACCCUUAUGCCCAUGUUACAGAAGCUUGUGGGAGCAGAGACGGCUCACGUCAUGGCCAUACGCUUCCUCAGCCUUGGCCUGGUACCCAGAUCUCGCUACCAGGAUCCUGCCUCAUUGGAGCUAAAUGUAAUGGGCCGAAAGUUUGGGAAUCCAGUUGGAAUCGCAGCAGGCUUUGAUAAGCAUGGUGAGGCAGUGGAUGCUCUGUACCGGCUAGGAUUUGGUUUUGUUGAGGUCGGCACAGUCACCCCUAGACCACAGGAGGGAAACCCAAAACCCCGUGUGUUCAGACUUGAGACUGACCGGGCUGUAAUAAACAGAUAUGGAUUCAACAGCUGUGGUCUGCAUGCUGUUGGAGAGAGAUUACAAACCAGACAAAGUGUUCAAGCUGAGCUCACCAAAGAAGGCAAACUACUUGGCAUCAACCUUGGGAAAAACAAGUUGUCCACUGAUGCCGUAGCUGAUUACCUAGAAGGAGUGAGGACCCUCGGACCCUUUGCUGAUUACCUGGUAGUGAAUGUCAGCAGCCCCAACACUCCUGGACUCAGAGACCUGCAGGGAAAGAAAGAGCUGCGCCAUCUACUGGACAAGGUUCUGAAAGAGCGAGACUUACUGCAAGGAACAAGUCGACCUCCAGUACUGGUCAAGAUUGCACCUGAUCUCUCCCAGAAGGACAAGCAGGACAUUGCUGAGGUCGUCACAGAGCUUGGUGUGGAUGGUUUAAUAAUCUCUAACACCACCGUGUCCAGGCCUGAGACCCUGCAAGACGCCAACAGGAAUGAGACAGGGGGUCUCAGCGGGCAACCACUUAAAGAGCUGGCCACUCAAACUGUACGAGAGAUGUACACUUUAACAAAAGGAAAAGUGCCCAUAGUUGGUGUGGGCGGAGUGGCUAGCGGGCAGGAUGCUCUGGAUAAGAUCUGUGCUGGAGCGUCAUUGGUACAGCUCUACACAGCGCUGAUUUACCAGGGUCCACCAGUCGUAACCAAGAUCAAAAGAGAACUAAAUGACCUUUUAAUGGCACGGGGGUUCAGUAGUAUAUCAGAAGCAGUGGGUGCUGAUCACAGGAUGCCUGAUGGUGUGGCACAGUCAAAUCAGUAGUUGCAGUAAAAUAAGCUUCUGACCAUGUUUGGCCUAGACUGUGGCUUUAAAACUGAAAGAAUGGCUGAAAAGUCCCUCACUCGGUAUUGAGAGGAUUAGUGGGCUUGGGUCAUGACCUGAUCCUGGAUUUAAAUGUGGUGCAAUGCAGAAGUGAAAAGGUAUGUGUAGAACUGAAGCUGAAAAACAAAGGCUGAUUACACUGCAGGUAAAUCUGGCCCACUUCUGAUUUGUUUUUACUGUGUGACACAGAUUAGUUUUUAUGACAGUGUAAACAGCAGAAACCUCAAGCCACUUGCUUCAUUAGGGCAAUUCAAAUCUGAUACGUGUAACUUCAAUUGGAGCAGAGAAUUGACAUUCACAUGAUUUCAAUCUAAACAGAGCAAUUGGAAUUCCUAUGAGAUUUCUCAUUUGUAUAAACAUUAACAUACAAACCUUUAAUAUUAUAGUUACUUAAACAAUGUAGUCUCUGAAUGUUUUGAAUAUUACAUAAGUCUAAUUUUACACCACCAUGAAAAGAAUGAACAUUGCCAUCAGUGCCAGACUAUUUAAAACACUGGAACACUGUUCAGGAUGAUUUUCUGGGUGGAGUUGAACUUAGUCGCUGUUGCUUAGUCAUUACUACAUGAAUAAAACAAAAAGAUUGAUACACAGUUUAAAACUAACUGUAGUAAGUGUAGUAAUCAUGAAAAAUAUGAAACUUGAAAUACUGAUUUAAUAAUAUUAAUUUAUGUAGAGGCUCAUUUGUCCAUUUCAAGAGUCUCUUGGCCAAAAUGUAAGAAAAAUUACAGACUUUCUAAAUGUUUGUUUUAUUUCAAAUCUGCCAUAAUUUUGCUAAUAAAAUAGGAUUGGAAACCUGA